UACCUACCUACCUCCAACUCCUCCCACAUCCUAAACCACACGAAGCGAUACACAGAAAUCGGUUGCUGUACGCUGCCUGCUGACUUCAACCACACCAGACUUAUUUGCUCGCUUGUAUUACCAAUCUAGCGUGUCAAUUCAAGAGUUGUGAUCGUACAGGUCGAGGAACAUGGUCAUGCAUGUGAUUGGAGGAAGGCUUGCUGAUUCAUAUGUGAGAUGAACACGACGCAGCCUACCUUCCUUCCAGGAGCGCUCCAUUCACCUGCGCACCGUACUCCCUGUCACUCAUGCUCAAACUGGUACAUUGUUAAAGAUACCCACACUGCUAACGAGCAGAAAUAAAAAAAACCCCUCUAGCUUGGACCAGCAUGUCAACCAGCGAACCUACUCCCAUGACAAUCCCCAUCGUGGAUUUCAAAGCAUGGUUCAACACUGAGGAUGAAGCCGCCCGCCGACGGGUUGCACAAGAGCUUGUGGAAGCAUGUCAGCGAGUCGGCUUCGUUUACAUCAUCAAUCACUCUCUGUCCGAGCAUCUUCUUGACUCGACGUUUGACUGGAUGAGACGCUUGUUCGAGCUGCCGAGGGACAUUAAAAUGCAAGCACCUCAUCCUGAGGGGUGGGCAGUGCAUCGAGGGUACUCCUGGCCGGGCUUGGAGAAAGUUUCUCAAACCAUCAGCACUGGGGAAGAUGAAGAGACACGGCAGAAGCUGAGAGAAGUGCCAGAUGUCAAGGAGAUCUAUGAUAUCGGAAGUGAAGAAAACACUGCACAGCCAAACCAGUGGAUACCCGACGAGGCACUGGCGGGCUUUCGCAGCUUCAUGAAUCAGUUUUACUGGGAUUGUAACGGGGUGGGCAUCGAGAUUCUCCGCGCUCUUGCCCUUGGCUUGAACCUGGACGACGAGAAUCACUUGGCCAAAAAGCACUCAGGCCAUAACAAUCAGUUGCGACUUCUACACUAUCUACCAGUCCCAGCGAAUGAUCUUGAAAAAGAUCUGAUAGCUCGGUGUCCUGCACACACCGACUGGAGCUCAAUCACAAUGCUUUUCCAGGAUGAUUGCGGUGGCUUAGAGGUGGAAGACAUCUCUCGGCCGGGCAACUUUCUCCCUGCUGCUCCUGUCAAGAAUGCAAUCGUCAUGAAUGUUGGAGAUCUCUUGCAGCGAUGGAGUAAUGACCGUCUUCGGUCUACUAAUCACCGGGUCAGACUCCCGCAGUUGUCUGAUCGUUUUGAGGGCAGUAAUCGUAUGACGCGCGAACGCUUUUCCAUUCCGUACUUCAUGGCUCCAGACCCUGAUUCGGUCAUCGAGUGCAUUCCCUCGUGCAUGAGUGAGGAUGAGCCGGCCAAGUAUGAGCCGAUCACUCAAGCGGGCUACAAUCAGAUGCGGGCAUCGAUGAUGUAUUAGGUUCGAUUCAAUUUGAAACAAC
Molecule: messenger RNA, 1422 nt
Organism: Aspergillus uvarum CBS 121591
Lineage: Eukaryota; Fungi; Ascomycota; Eurotiomycetes; Eurotiales; Aspergillaceae
Product: isopenicillin N synthase family dioxygenase
Exons: 3
Coding region: 369-1400 (343 amino acids)
Molecular function (GO): dioxygenase activity
Source: RefSeq, a predicted model, not a curated record